AUGCCCGCUAGGAAGCGCGCCCGCCAGGAGGCCGACCUGGACAGCAGCAUUGUCGCCGUCGAAAAGGCACAACCCCAUAAUGAGACACUGGAUCGCCUUCGGAACAUGUGGCAGUUUGCCGCCCUCAUGCAAUACAUGUACAUCUUCGGCAAACCCGUCAAGAUUGACCCCGAGUUCGACAUGGAGGAUCUGGAGCAUGAAUGUUUGAGACCCGAAGCAUCCGAGAAGCUGGCAGAGAUCUGCCUUACCCUCCUCAAAUUCGUCUCAUCACACAGAGGCCUGACCUACGACAACUAUGAUGAAUACACCCGCCGCCAGUUUGUCGCCAAGGCUCCUUCGCGAAACCCCUACGGCGAUGAAGAAGAGCCCAACAAGUUUGCCGAGUUCGACGUCUUCACAAAGAUCCGCGUGCUGCACCAACUGUCAACAUGGACCCUGAACAAUGCAGAGCGCAUGCGCGGUUUGAUGGAGGAGAAAGACAGCGAGCAGACGCAAUGGCGCAUCGAAGAACUCGGCUGGGACUCUCAGGAUCGCUCCUACUUUGUACUGGACGAUGAUCGCCUAUACCGUCGCACCGAGGCACCGUUACCACCUGCACCUACCCCGAAGCCGAAAGCAAAGGCAAAGGCCAAAGCACGCAAGUCACGCGGCUCUCGUGCUAGCAAACGCAUCAAGCUCGACAACUCCGCUGAAGACGGCGAAGCUGAGGAAGAGGAGCAGGACAACACCGAGGCAGAAGUCAAGAUUGAUGAGCCAACUGAAGAGGACGGUUUUGGCGGAAUGAAGUGGGAAUGCAUCGCCGUCACCCACGACGAUUAUAACCUUUUCCUGGAAUCUCUGCGUAAGAGCCGCGACCCGAACGAGAAGGCACUCGUCAAGCGCAUCAACGAACAGAUUAUGCCAAUCCUCGAAAAGCGAGUCGAAGCCCAACGUCAAAAAGUGCUCAAGAAGCAAAGAGAAUUGGAGAACUUGCAGAAGAUGGCCAGCGCUAAGCGCUCAAGCAGACUUGCUGGCAAGGCCGAGGCAAGAAAGGCUGAAGAAGAGGCAGCUGAGGUGGAGAAGCGAAGACAGGCCGAGCUCGACAUGGCUCGCAAGGAGCAGCAGAGACAGAGCAAGAUGGAGCACGCUCGCGAAUCGCGCAUGCUUACCAGAGAGCAACGACUCAAAGAGCGCGAGGUCAAGCGCAUCCUCCAUGAAGAAGAACUUCGCAAGCUCGAGGAAAACCAGAAGAGCCUCGAGGAGGGUAACGAGAUCGAAGGCCGUCUGUCAGAGCGUCACCUUAAGGCGGAGAUGGAAAGACGACAGAAAGAGUUGGACGCCCUGGCCGAAGAGGAGGGUGAAUGGAUCUUCGAUUGCGCCGUUUGUGGCAAGCAUGGCCAGAACUACGACGACGGCACACACUCGAUUGCAUGCGAAAAGUGUAAUAUCUGGCAGCAUUCGAAGUGUCACGGCAUCGACGAAAAGGACGCAGAGAAGGACGACUUCCACUUUGUCUGUUCAGACUGCGAGAGAAAGCCUAAGCUGCCACCGUUGCACCUGCAUUUCCCAGGCCAGAAGGGAGCUGCUCCGGAAGCACCUCGCGGUCGUCCUCUUGAAGCCGUCGAAGUCAGCACAUCCACUCCACGCUCCGCCGCCCGACACUUCAACCUCCUUGACGGCCCAUCGCUCUCGCCUUCUGGUCAAAGCCCUGGCCCACCGGGAUAUCACCGCCCUGCUGGAGCUCCUCCAGUCGGCGUCCCUCAGCAGGCUUGGAACGGUACCACCUUGCCGCCGCCUGCACGCCCAGCAUCGAACUACAGCAGUUCCCCUCCACCUCCCACACAAAAGUCCAACGAUGGCGACCUCUCCAACUUGCAUGCUCAAGCUCACGCUGGCGCUGUCUCAGCACAUUCGGUCCCUCUGCCAGCGCUUCAGCCCAACGGCUUGCAGAUGGGCCCUCCGUCGCCCACCAAGGGCUCACGACCAUCAUCGUCGCACGGACUUUCAGAGCACCGUACUAAUGGCUCAGCGACACCCCAUCACCACCGCCCGUCGAGAAACAGCCUUUCACCCUCUAGCCAGCGUCUCUUCCAAAGCCCAAACACCUCCUUCCCUCCUCCCGCCCUGCCACAGCAACAACAACGCGCCGCCGCCCAUUCGCCCACAAAACAACCCAGCUCCUCGCCCUCGCACGCUCAAUCCUUUCACACUCCCGCAGCAGCAAACGCCACACCCUACACAUACCAACACACCACCACCGCAACACCCGCCUCAGCUGCGACAAACAUCCUUCGCACAGGCCCUCAUAUGCAAAGCUCACCCCUGCCUCCCCUCCCGACCGGCAACACACCUCUCAUUCCUACCAAACACGAUACCCCUCGCCCCAUCAGCAGAGACAGUAUGGCCGAGACCCCUGUGGUGCCACCAAUUACGGCAUUGAGCCCUAGUCCGGCCAUCUUCAUGCCCAUGCCUUCUGCACCACCCGAGGGCGUGGAAGGUGUAGAGACGUCGCUUGGUGUAGGCAGCGUCCCAGUCAAGAAGAUGCCGCCCAGUGCUAGUCAAGAGAGCGACGGCGACAUCAGUAUGGCUGACAUGUAA
This is a messenger RNA of Aureobasidium pullulans EXF-150, 2577 nucleotides long. RefSeq lists its product as uncharacterized. Gene Ontology annotation, biological process: regulation of DNA-templated transcription. The coding region runs from base 1 to 2577 and encodes 858 amino acids. Lineage: Eukaryota; Fungi; Ascomycota; Dothideomycetes; Dothideales; Saccotheciaceae. The transcript has 5 exons. The record is from RefSeq and is a predicted model, not a curated record. Gene Ontology annotation, cellular component: RSF complex.